Psammomys obesus (fat sand rat) is the source of this 1500-nucleotide messenger RNA. RefSeq names its product potassium channel tetramerization domain containing 6 (gene Kctd6). The record is from RefSeq and is a predicted model, not a curated record. Gene Ontology annotation, molecular function: cullin family protein binding. Gene Ontology annotation, biological process: protein homooligomerization; ubiquitin-dependent protein catabolic process. Lineage: Eukaryota; Metazoa; Chordata; Mammalia; Rodentia; Muridae.
GCCGCGGGCUGCUCCCGGCCGGGUGGCCUCGGCGCUCGCGCGAGUUUUCCUGGCUCCUGGGCUCCUGAAGACGCAGUGCUGGAGCAGAUGGAUAAUGGAGACUGGGGCUAUAUGAUGACUGACCCAGUCACGUUAAAUGUAGGUGGACACUUGUAUACAACGUCUCUCACCACGUUGACACGCUACCCGGAUUCCAUGCUUGGAGCUAUGUUUGGGGGGGACUUCCCCACAGCCCGAGACCCUCAAGGCAAUUACUUCAUUGACCGAGACGGACCUCUUUUCCGCUAUGUCCUCAACUUCUUACGGACUUCAGAAUUGACCCUCCCCCUGGAUUUUAAGGAAUUUGAUCUGCUUCGGAAAGAAGCUGAUUUUUACCAGAUUGAACCCUUGAUUCAGUGUCUCAAUGACCCUAAGCCUUUGUAUCCUAUGGAUACUUUUGAAGAAGUUGUAGAGCUGUCCAGUACUCGGAAGCUUUCUAAAUAUUCCAAUCCUGUGGCUGUCAUUAUAACUCAGUUAACCAUCACCACCAAGGUCCAUUCCUUACUGGAGGGCAUCUCAAAUUAUUUCACCAAGUGGAAUAAGCACAUGAUGGACACCAGAGACUGCCAGGUCUCCUUCACCUUUGGACCAUGCGAUUAUCACCAGGAAGUCUCUCUCCGGGUCCACCUGAUGGAAUACAUUACAAAGCAAGGCUUCACGAUCCGCAAUACUCGGGUGCAUCACAUGAGCGAGCGGGCCAAUGAGAACACAGUAGAGCACAACUGGACUUUCUGUAGACUGGCCCGGAAGACGGACGACUGAUGGCUCGCCCUCAGAGAACUUCCUGCAAACUCACAUGGGACAUGGAAGAGACUGUUGCUGUUUUUCAAAUCAUAGUGUGGACCCUCUUUCUUUUUUUUUUUUUUUUAAAUUAAUAUUUGUAUUUAUUUGAAGGCAUUGAGGACCAGAAGGAAGUUUUGUGUGUGAGCAGUCUCUGCCCUAUUUUGUUCCCAAGUAUGCAUGUGCCUGUUCAGAAUCUCCAGAAACCUUUUCUAUAAAAAGAGAUCUGAAAAUCAUUAUGGUAUAUAAUCUGCCCUUAACAGUGCUAAAAUGAUUUCUGAUAACGUGGUCCAUAACUCAGCUGGAAGGCUAAAGAAACGUAAAUGGAAGAUUAAACAGAGUGUUCAUGAUGUCUUUGAGAAAAAUCAGAAUGUCAUGUAGGGUGACCCAGUUUCCAGACCAGUAGGCAGUAUUGUAGUACUAAAGGAAAGCCGGCCAGUCAUCUAAAGGUACUUGUUAAGGACUGCUUUCUACAGUUUUGACAACUGUUUCUUUCUAUGCAUAUAAAUCAAGCAACCAAAUAUCUGUAGCCAUGGAAAUGUCUGACUAGAAAUAUUUAUAUUGGAUUCUCAAUACAAAAUGUCCCUGUGGUAGAAACCUCAUGCCUGGUACAGAGUCAUUCCCAAGUGUACUGUCUACCAGGAGAGAAAAAUCUAAUAAAAAAUGGAAUAUGAACAUUAA